Solea solea (common sole) is the source of this 2693-nucleotide messenger RNA. Its product is annotated as receptor activity-modifying protein 3-like. Gene Ontology annotation, molecular function: coreceptor activity. Gene Ontology annotation, cellular component: cell surface; signaling receptor complex; membrane. The transcript is spliced from 4 exons. NCBI's taxonomy places the organism in Eukaryota, Metazoa, Chordata, Actinopteri, Pleuronectiformes, Soleidae. Gene Ontology annotation, biological process: G protein-coupled receptor signaling pathway; regulation of G protein-coupled receptor signaling pathway; protein localization to plasma membrane. The coding region runs from base 265 to 762 and encodes 165 amino acids. The record is from RefSeq and is a predicted model, not a curated record.
UGGUCCUGAGCUCUGACUCCACAGCUCAGAUCAGACCGGGAACAGUCCGGACAGGGUCGCGCGCGCGCUUGGAUCAGAUCCCCUCCUGUUUCUCAUUCCAGAUUUAGGUUUUUUUUAUUUUUUCCCAGCGUCACAGUUUGGACUCAUGACGGAGCGCGUUUUGACACAACAAGGAUAAUUUGAAUUAAUGAUGGUUCGGUUCAAACGGAGCAGAAACAGCAGCUGAGGUUUCUUCCAGAGUCUUGACUGCGUUGACACAGCGUGAUGGAAACGCAUGAGUGCGCGGUGCUGAAACUUUUUGUUGUUGGGAUUUUGGUCAAUGUCUGGAUGAUGAAAGGGCUGUCAGCUGCUGAUGGUUUCAGUACAGAGCCCACUGUGCCCCGGCCGAGGAAACCCUGCAACGAGUCCCAGCUGCAGUGGGAGGUGGAGGUGUGCGGCGAGUACUUCAAGCGGGACAUGGCUCAGAUAGAUCCACAGCACUGGUGUAACCUCACACACUUCAUCAGUGAGUAUCACAUCUUCACACUCUGCACGGAGACAAAGUCCCAAUUUGUGCACUGCUACUGGCCCAAUCCACUGGUGGAGACCUACAUUAUCCACAUACACAAGCACUUUUUCUCCAACUGCACCAUGGAGCACAUAGUGUGGGUGGACCCGCCGGAAAAGACGCUCACCAUCCUCAUCCUCAUCCCCGUUUUCCUCACAAUGGCCAUGAUCGCCCUGGUCGUCUGGUGCAGCAAGAGGAGCGACAACCUGGCCUGAAGAGGAGAGGAAGAUGGACGAGGAUUAAGUUCCAGCUUUUCACUGAAACACCACAACAAUCUGUAGACAACAAAGGCGAGCGUAGAGGAUUUGGGAGAUUUGUCAGUGUGUCAGAUAUCCUAUAAUUGGCUCUGCGAACCACCACAGAUGCCCACUACGGAGAGCAAUCCGUUUUUUUUUUUUUUUUAUAAAACCGCCUCUCUAUAUAUAUUUUUCUUUUUAAAAAAACAAAACAAAAAAAGAAACACCUUGCAUUGUUUAACUUUUGAAAAGGCAACAGGAAGUGUCUCUCUCACUAAAGUCCAGGUUCAUAUCAACAACACUUUGGUUAAGGUUCGUGAAAGAUGGCGAGUUGGGUUGAGUGUAAAUAAACAGGUUGUGUCUGAAGUCACUGUAUUAACCUUUUUCUGUAUUAAACCAGACCAUGAGGUUUUACUAACCUAAACCAAGUGCUGUGAGAGUGUCAAAGCAACUCAUCCUCCGUAUAUCAAAUGAAGAGUGUGCUGUUUCCUGUUGUAAUGUACUUGUACAGAAACAUAAUUACUAGGAGAACACCUGAUGGGUACCACCGGUCUGUGAAAUAUUAAGACACAAUCACUGGCAGGUUGAUCUUGUUUACCUCGAGCAAAGCUCGCUCUGUCGCAUAUCAUCACAUCCCAUCAGCCUUUUACAGCAUCUCAUCAACAUACUAUCACAUCAAGGUGUGGCCUACAGUGAGUAACACACUUCACUUGUCAGCGUCACAUUAACAAAGCUUAGAAAAAUUCUCUAUCCCAAGACAAAAGUUUUAGUUUGAUGUUUAAAAACCUGCUGUUUGAUGUCUUGUUAUGUUCCGGCAGCUUCUCGACAUAAACCAGAGGCCUGAUAAUCAGUAGAGACUCCAGGCAGACAGUUUAUCACUGGACAAAACCAGACUAUACCUGUUUACCACUGUUGUCAAUCUUAAUCCUCGACUAAACUACCGUGAACCCUUAGCUCCUGCAGCCUAUUCAUCACGCAGGCAUUGGUGGUAUCAAUCUUAGUGUCCCCCUUUUUAUUUUUUUUAUCUUUUAUUUUGGUUUUAUUUUGCUAGUCUGGUUUAAUAUUUAUUUUUUGUGAUGCAGAGCUCUCCUUUAAAGUGUGGUGAAUGUGUGUCACAGAGGGUGUUGGCGGUUUCGAUGUCGUCGUCACUUAUCAGGGACAAAUGACCAAAUCUGUGGGUUCUCGAUCAUUCAGCUCAUGGACUCGGCACCGUGGAGCUCGGGGGAUUCUUCUCAGAGCACUGUAUUGUUGUUGAAGGCCAAAGAAUCCGUCAGAGGCAGCGACUGAACUGUAAACCGGUGGACAAAAGACUCCCCCGUGGACAAUUUGAAUAUGAUCCUAUGUGACAACUUGGAGAGAUGAAAGAAAAGGUCAAAUUUGGACUCAAUGUUGAUCCUGCAAGUUUGAUCUUACUGUUGAGUUUGUGAAUAAACUGUUGCCAAUGGAUAUAAAAAAAACACUGGUGUUAAACCCAAAGAGAAGGCAACACUAAUAUUUGUGUAUUUUGGGACUUUAAUUUCUUGUGUGACUACCUGAGCCCCUUUGGACUGUUCUAUAACAGUGUAAUUUAUCACAUCCUGUCAAAUAAAUGAAUACUCAAUGAGAGAGCGAGGGUCUCAGUGGAAACAAAAACAACUAUGAGAUGAGAUCAAGACCUCGUACUGUAAAGUUAUACUCUGUCCGUGCUGUCUACUGUAUGUGCAUCGCCUCUUCUGUGUUACACACGUGUGAAAAAAUGGAUUUAUCAUACUGUGCACACUCUUCAGUUCUUUAAACACAAGGCAAACUAAACACAGCAAAGGUUACUUUUCUUUUUCCACGUCCGCCCACAGCGUUAGACAUCUGUGUUUGUCACUUUUCAUAUCAGCCGCUGGCGCUGAAACACUGAUUAAAUAUCAAGUCUCUCUUAA